CUCGUGCAAGUCAAGGAAUACAUUCGACAUCAUCUCAUACAAGCAAAAGAAUGGCCUCAUUGAUGAAUAGAGCUAGGAUGGAGGUAAAUGCAGCAAAUCCUAUGGAUGGUCAUAGCAGCAUAUGCACUAUCUUCAAGAUCCCCAAGCACAUCCGACAGUUGGAUGAUAAAGCCUACGAUCCGGUUGUUGCUUCCUUUGGACCUUUUAACAAUGCCAGCCCAUAUUCGACAUCUGUCACGCAAGACAACAAAUGGCAGUGUGUCCGGCACCUUCUAUCACGCCAUGGAAGUUCAGAGCGCGCAAAUGAAUUAUUGGAAAUUUGCUUGAAGGAGUUGGUGGGACUGGAUAAGAGGGUCCGGAGCUGCUACUCUGGACAAAUCCCGUUGGAUGCCGAAGCAUUGGCAUUGAUCAUGUUGCUUGAUGGGUGCUUCAUCAUUUAUCUCAUGCUAAAAAGGAAGGAAUCAUUAGAGAAGAGGAAAAAGGAGAACAGGACGGGGGAGAAGACAAAGGAAAAGGUGGAGGAUCGUGGGAUUGGGGAAGGGGAAGUGGUUUUAAAUAUCCAGGAGGAGGAGGGACUACUUGAUGGCCCAACUAUGGUAGGGCUAUCCACUUUUUAUUUAGCAGUUUAUGAUCUGCUAAAGCUUGAGAACCAAAUUCCUUUCUUCGUCAUCGAAUUGCUACUCGAUUGGCUGAAAACAAUAGAGGAUGGAAAUAUAGAUCUUGUCGAUCUUGCCCUCCAACUCUUCAAAGACAUCCAUCCCAAUGAAUCCAGAUCAUUUGUGAAAAAGUCCCCUGGUGAGUACCAUCAUCUACUCCAUCUAUUUUAUUUAUCGCGGAUCCUUUCAGAAAUGCCAGCAAAGUCUACCUCGGCACGAGGGUGUAUGCAUAUUCCACACGUGUAUCCCAAGUGGAAGACAACAGAAGCUGCUCCAAUACGAAGGGCUUGGGCAUCUGCUCCUAGGUGGACUCCUAAUGCGACGGAGCUCGAUAGGGCUGGGGUAAAGUUCAAGAGGAAGGAACCGGUAGAUAGUUUCUUGAACAUAACAUUCGAAUGGAGGAAGAAGAUGGAAAUGACACCAGUGUUAGGCCUCUUGAAAUCAUUUUUAAUGUUUAAGAGUGGACGGAUGGAGAUACCAUCGCUACAGAUCUAUGACUAUACCGGUCCUCUCUUCCAAAACCUCAUAGCUUUUGAGCAAUGCUAUUUUCGCACUGAGAUGUACAUCACGAUAUACACACUCUUUAUGGAUUGCAUCAUCGACCAGGCUGAGGAUGUGCGGUUGCUCCACUUGAAAGGUAUACUGGAACACAAACUAAGUAAUGAUCAAGCAGUGGCAGAACUCUUCAAUCAGUUGGGCAGUCAGAUACACUUUUAUUGGGAAACGGACUACCUUAAAAAUCAUAUAGCGAAAGUAAUUGAGGGUGUUAAUGAGUUCUAUGAAUUCAAAUGGCACAAAUGGCUUGCUGGCUUGAGGCGAGACUAUCUUGGCAACCCAUGGUCUAUAAUUUCAGUGUUUGCAGCAGUCAUCCUUCUCCUCCUGACCAUCGAGCAAGCAGUAUUUGCUGCUUUGUCCUAUGUUAAAUCUUAAUAGGUAUUAUUAGACCUCUCUCCCGUGCAAGCAUGGAUCAGGACAUAGAUAUAAUGGAAGGGUGAGUGGAUGAAUAGGAUUCCCUCCAAACAUGGAUAUCGGAGAAUUUGUUAUUUAUCUGCGGAGAAUAGAAACUUGAUGAUUA
Messenger RNA from Elaeis guineensis (African oil palm), 1731 nucleotides. Lineage: Eukaryota; Viridiplantae; Streptophyta; Magnoliopsida; Arecales; Arecaceae. The record is from RefSeq and is a predicted model, not a curated record.